AUUAAAAAAAAGAAAAUACUCCAAAAUGAUUCAAAUUUUCUCAAAGCAGAACACACAUGCGCUCAAGUUAAAAACGUGAGUGAGAUAGAAAGUAAAAAAUACCAAAGUAACUAAAAAACGCUUUAUAAUUUUUUAGCCGACAAAUUUAAUAAUUAUAUAUUUAAUAAUAAUUAUUAAAAAAAAAACUAAUUAAACAAGCAAUUUGCAAAUUAAUGAAUAAAAUUGCUUUUGAAUAAAUAAAAAGUGAGAAAGGGCAGGUGUAGAUAAAUUUUUUUCUGUUUGUUAUUUCUCUCUUGUACCUGGUAUAAUCAUCAUCAUCAUAAUCAUAAUAAUAAUAACAAUUGAAAAAUAUCAACGUGCUGAAAAGUUAACUCAUGGACAAUAUGAUGGAAGAUGAUGAAGGACCAGAAUUUGUCUGGCAAGAUUAUCUUGAUGCAACAAAAACAAUUGAAGUACCACAAAUAAAUUUUCACCACGUGGAAGCGACACUACAAAAUGGAAUCGAAAUUGGUAUGUCAUUGGAGGUGCCAGUUGUCAAGGAGAAUGAAAGCGAUGAUAUUUGUUGGGUAGCAACAAUUGUAAUGGCAUGUGGUCCUCUACUAAGACUUCGUUAUUAUGGUGGUGAUGAUAGAUCACUUGAAUUUUGGUUUAAUUUAACAAAAGAAGCUGCUCAUGAAUUGGGCUGGUGUAAAAAAAAUAAUAAACGUCUUGAACCACCACAGUCAAUAAUUGAUAAAUCACCAGAUUGCAUUGAUACAUUAGAUAAUUUUUUAACAACAGCAACAUCAGUACCAAGUGAAAUGCUUAGUGGUGAAGGAUUAAGUAUGGUUGAUAGAAUAAAAGAUGGUACUAAAGUUGAAGUUAAUGAUCCACAAAAUCCAUAUAACCUUUGGGUUGCAACAAUUAUGGAAAAUGUUGGUGGUAGAUUAUUAUUACGUUAUGAUACACCUGGUGCACUUGUUAAUGAUUUUUGGGUAUUUUGUACAUCUGAAACACUUCAUGUACAUGGUUUUGCAACUAAAAAAAUUAAUUCAAAAAAAUAUUGUUUACAACCACCAAGUUCAGUAAUUGAUACACAUACUUAUGAUGAAUGGAAAGAAAUCUAUGAUGCAUCACCAAAAGAUGAUGUAUCAUCACAAAAUUUAUUCAACUAUAAUACAAUACAUGCACAUCAUAAAUUUAAAACUGGCAUGAAAAUUGAAGCAUUAUUGCCAAAUGACAGAACAAAAAUAUGUCCAGCAACAAUUGGCAAAGUAUUUGAUGAAGUUUAUUUUUUAGUUGAAAUUGAUCAAAUAUAUAGUAUGAAUGAUAAAAAAUCAUGGCUAUGUACUGUUGAUCAUCCAUAUAUAUUUCCAAUUGAUUGGUCUAAAAAAAAUGGCAUUAAAAUUGAACCACCAGCUGGUUGGAAUAGACUAGUUAAUGGUGAAUUUGAAUGGAAAAAUUAUUUAAAAUUAACAAAAUCAAUUGCUGCUAAUGAAGAAUUAUUUCCUCAACGUGAAUCAGCAAUUGAUGGUGGUUUUGAAGUAAACAUGAGACUUGAAGCUGUUGAUCCAAGAAAUGAGGGUACAAUAUGUGCAGCACAUAUUACAAAAAUUGUACAAGAUUUAUUAUGGAUAUCAUUGGAUAAUGAUCCAAUAAAAUGUCCUCAACAUAUUGUACACAUGAGAUCAAUGCAAAUAUUUCCAGUUGGUUGGUGUGAAUCAAAUUUAUUUCCUCUUGAAUCACCAAAGGAUUAUGCAACAGUAUGUCGUAAAAUUGAUUAUGAUGAUAAAAAAAUUGAUAAAAGAAGCUUUGUUGAUAUGCCAAUGUCGUCUGAUCAAAAAAUAUCAUCAUGGUCACCAAAAAUAUAUUUUAAUUAUCGUUGUCAUACUGGUCCAAUGGUAUCAAAAGGUAAAUUAGCAACACUACCAAAAUCAGUUGGUCCUGGACCAGCAACACUUGUUAUGAAAGAAAUAUUAUCAAUGAUUGUAUCAGUUGGUUAUAGAUCAUCAAGAAUAUUAAAAGCCAUACAGUGUGAUACUAAAGCUGAAACUGGAUAUGAACUUGUUGAGCUUAAAGCUAAAUAUAAAGAUAGAACAUAUCGUGCAAAUGUUGCUGUUGUAUCUAGUGGUGAAAUGGUACCAGAAUUUUGUCGUAAUAUAUGUAAAAAAAUAUUAGUUUGUCCAAAUUUAUUUGGUCCAAUUAAAGUUGCUGAACUAUCAAAAUGUCCAGAUAGAUGUCAAAAAGCUAAACAUAGAUUUACUCUAUCAGCAAGUAAAAAACCAACAACAGUAUAUAAUAUGAAUAAUAAUAGUUUGAAUAAUCAAGAUGACGAUAAUGAUGAUGAUGAUGACAGUGAAAAAUCAAAACCAUGGGGUAAAAAAAAAAGAAAAAAUCAAGACGAUGAUGAUGAUGAGGAAGAGGAUGAUAAUAAUGAUGAAUCAGCAUUUAUUGAUAUGGAUAAAAAAAAAACUAAUAAUCAUUGUAACAAUGAUGAACGACCACAAUUAUCAGAAAUUGACAUGAUGAUACAUAAAAAUUUGACAAAAACAAAAAAUUUAUUAAUUAAAAAAACAAGUGUGCCAUCAAGUAAUGCAUCUGAUGAUUCAAGAAGUUCAUUUAAUGAUAGAAGAAGUAAAGAAAGUAAUAUUGAUAGUCCUGGUAGUAUAAAUACACCAAAAAAUAGUUUAAAUGGUUCAUUGAGUCAAUCAAUAAAACGUGAACGAGAUUUUGAUGAUGCUGGUGAAUCAGAAGCUGAUGAUAAUGAAGAUGAAUAUGUUAGAAUACAACAAAAACAAAGAAGACCAAAAACAAGAAAAUUAGAAUCAAAUCCAUUGUCAUGGAGUGUUGAUGAUGUUUUUCGUUAUUUAAGAAAAACAUCUGAUUGUAAAGAUUUGGCUUAUCGAGUUAGACAAGAGGAAAUUGAUGGAUUGGCAUUUUUACUAUUGAAUUUACCAUCUUUAACUGAACACAUGAAAUUACGCACGAGUUUGGCAAUGAAGCUAUGUCGACAUGUUGAACAAGUUAAAGUUACAUAUUUCAUUCGUUACAUCAAUGAAAAAGAAACGACAACAACAGCAGCAGCAUCAACAAUUAACCAAACAAUUUAG
This is a messenger RNA of Aphidius gifuensis, 3089 nucleotides long. Its product is annotated as scm-like with four MBT domains protein 2. The transcript is spliced from 5 exons. Gene Ontology annotation, biological process: regulation of DNA-templated transcription. Gene Ontology annotation, cellular component: nucleus. The record is from RefSeq and is a predicted model, not a curated record. The coding region runs from base 375 to 3089 and encodes 904 amino acids. NCBI's taxonomy places the organism in Eukaryota, Metazoa, Arthropoda, Insecta, Hymenoptera, Braconidae.